GUCAGGAAAAUUAUGAAACAGAGGCAAGACAAGAGAGAGAGAGGGAGCAAGUGGAAAACAGAACAGAAGAGAGAGAGAAGUGUGAAGAGGAAGAAGAGUGAAACAGAGUAGGGUUCGAUAGACCGUGGAAUCUCAGAAUCACACUCUUUGCUAAGUUUCUUUUGAAGGGUUUUAAUUUUUUUCUUUUUCCAUAAAAUCUUUGGUUCUCUAGGGCUUUGCUUGCUCUUCCUCGUGACCCUUCUAACCAGGAAGAUUGGCGUGUUUCGUUUCGUACGGUCUAUCUAACCCCAACCCUGUCUCUUCUCUCACCCAGGUAUGGUAAUGGAGGAUGAGCGUAGUAAUAAGGAUGUCAACAACAAGCCAUCUUACUGGCUAGAUGCUUGCGAGGACAUCUCCUGCGAUCUCAUCGAUGACCUCGUCUCCGAUUUCGAUCCUUCCUCUGUCGCCGUCGCUGAGUCCAUCGUCAACAACGACUUCUUCGGUGGGAUCGAUCACAUUCUAGACACCAUCAAGAACGGUGGAGGCUUGCCAAACAACGAGGCUCCUCAGUUGAAUCCUGGCGAUGUUGUUACUAAGGAGAAUGGUUUGCAAAAGAGCGGCGUUAAGAGAGAGGAUGCGUCGAAAGAGGAAGGAGACAAGAACAGGAAGAGAGCUAGAGUUUGUAGUUACCAGAGCGAGAAGAAUAGGAAACGGACUCGAGGCUACGAGGAGGCUGGUGCUCAUAACAAGAGAAGAGAUGGUUACAAUUACAGAAGAGACGGUAGAGAUAAUAGAGAAGGUAGAGGCUAUUGGGAGAGGGACAAAGUCGGUUCGAACGAGCUUGUUUAUCGGUCUGGUACUUGGGAAGCUGAUCACGAAAGAGAUGUUAAGAAAGAGAGCCGUAGAAGCCACCGAGAAGAGGCAGAGGAGGAUAAUAAGAAGAGUAAGCCUGAAGAGCAACGCAAAGAGAAAGUUGUGGAAGAGCAAGCGAGGCGGUACCAGUUGGAUGUGCUUGAACAAGCUAAAGCGAAGAACACAAUCGCUUUCCUUGAGACCGGUGCGGGGAAGACACUUAUAGCCAUUCUUCUGAUCAAAAGUGUUCAUAAGGAUCUAAUGAGCCAGAACAGAAAAAUGCUCUCUGUCUUCUUGGUUCCUAAAGUGCCUUUGGUUUAUCAGCAAGCGGAGGUGAUACGUAAUCAAACUUGUUUUCAAGUCGGGCACUACUGUGGUGAGAUGGGACAAGACUUCUGGGAUGCUAGAAGGUGGCAGCGAGAGUUUGAGUCUAAGCAGGUUCUUGUAAUGACGGCACAGAUUCUGCUGAAUAUACUGAGGCAUAGCAUUAUCAGAAUGGAAUCGAUUAAUCUACUGAUCCUCGACGAGUGCCACCACGCUGUCAAGAAACAUCCUUACUCACUGGUGAUGUCAGAGUUCUACCACACAACGUCUAAGGAUAAGAGACCUGCCAUCUUUGGCAUGACUGCUUCUCCUGUUAAUCUAAAAGGUGUUUCAAGCCAAGUUGAUUGUGCUAUAAAAAUACGAAAUCUCAAAUGCAGGAUACUAUUUCCAAAUUCCGAGAUGGUCAAGUGACACUGUUAGUGGCCACAAGCGUUGCUGAGGAAGGUCUUGAUAUCAGGCAAUGUAACGUUGUUAUGCGUUUUGACCUUGCAAAGACGGUGCUGGCAUACAUUCAGUCUCGUGGUAGGGCAAGAAAGCCUGGUUCAGACUACAUACUCAUGGUUGAGAGGGAAAAUGUAUCUCACGCAGCAUUUUUAAGGAAUGCUAGGAACAGUGAGGAGACACUGCGGAAAGAAGCAAUAGAAAGGACUGAUCUGAGUCACCUCAAAGAUACAUCGAGGCUAAUCUCCAUUGACGCUGUCCCUGGUACAGUUUAUAAGGUGGAGACAACUGGUGCCAUGGUCAGCCUGAACUCCGCGGUUGGUCUCAUACAUUUCUACUGCUCUCAGCUUCCCGGUGACAGGUAUGCGAUUCUUCGUCCUGAGUUCAGCAUGGAGAAACAUGAAAAGCCUGGGGGACACACCGAGUAUUCAUGCAGGCUUCAGCUCCCUUGCAACGCUCCAUUUGAAAUACUCGAGGGUCCUCUUUGUAGUUCAAUGCGCCUUGCACAACAGGCUGUAUGUCUAGCUGGUUGCAAGAAACUGCACGAGAUGGGUGCAUUUACGGAUAUGCUGUUACCGGACAAGGGAAGUGGUCAAGACGCUGAGAAGGCUGACCAGGAUGAAGAAGGUGAACCCGUUCCUGGAACUGCUAGACACAGAGAGUUCUAUCCAGAAGGUGUAGCAGAUGUUCUUAAGGGAGAUUGGAUUUUAUCAGGAAAGGAAGAUUGUGAGAGCUCAAAGCUAUUCCAUCUAUACAUGUACAGUGUUAGAUGUGAAGAUUCUGGGUCUUCAAAAGACCCAUUCUUAACCGAAGUUUCAGAGUUCGCGGUUCUUUUUGGCAAUGAGCUGGAUGCAGAGGUAUUAUCGAUGUCUAUGGAUCUUUAUGUUGCUCGAGCCAUGAUCACCAAAGCAUCUCUUGUUUUCAAGGGAUCACUUGAUAUUACAGAAAGCCAGCUAUCAUCUAUUAAAAAGUUUCAUGUGAGGUUGAUGAGUAUAGUCUUAGAUGUUGAUGUCGAGCCCUCCACAACACCAUGGGAUCCCGCAAAGGCCUACUUGUUCGUCCCCGUGACUGACAACACGAAAGGGAUCAACUGGGAACUAAUUGAAAAGAUAACUGAGACCACCGUGUGGGACAACCCGCUUCAGAGAGCUCGUCCGGACGUGUACCUUGGGACUAACGAGAGAACUCUUGGUGGGGACAGGAGGGAGUAUGGGUUUGGUAAACUUCGUAACAACAUUGGACUGGGGCAGCAGAAAUCUCACCCGACUUAUGGUAUUAGAGGAGCAGUUGCAUCUUUUGAUGUCGUGAGAGCUUCUGGAUUGUUACCUGUGAGAGAGGAAGUAAGAAGUGAUGUAUCGCAAGGGAAACUGAUGAUGGCAGAUGGGUGCAUGGUUGCAGAUAAUCUAAUAGGGAAAAUAGUGACGGCCGCACAUUCAGGGAAGCGGUUUUAUGUGGACUCUAUAUGCUACGAUAUGAGUGCAGAAACAUCAUUCCCGAGGAAAGAGGGGUAUCUUGGUCCUUUGGAAUACAACACUUACGCUGACUACUAUAAGCAAAAGUAUGGAGUUGAUUUAAACUGUAAGCAACAACCUUUGAUCAAAGGACGAGGUGUUUCGUAUUGCAAGAACCUUCUUUCUCCUCGGUUUGAACAGUCAGGUGAAUCUGAGACGAUACUUGAUAAAACAUAUUACGUGUUUCUUCCACCUGAGCUGUGCGUUGUGCAUCCGCUUUCGGGUUCACUUGUCCGAGGUGCUCAGAGGUUGCCCUCUAUAAUGAGAAGAGUUGAGAGCAUGUUGCUCGCUGUUCAACUUAAAAACUUGAUUAGUUAUCCUAUUCCAACUUCAAAGAUUCUGGAAGCCUUGACUGCAGCCUCGUGCCAGGAGACAUUCUGCUACGAGAGAGCCGAACUUUUAGGAGACGCGUAUCUGAAAUGGAUCGUUAGUCGUUUUCUGUUUCUCAAGUACCCGCAGAAGCACGAGGGCCAGCUCACAAGGAUGAGACAGCAGAUGGUCAGCAACAUGGUUCUUUACCAGUACGCUCUUCUCAAAGGGCUCCAGUCAUACAUCCAGGCGGAUCGUUUCGCCCCUUCUAGAUGGUCUGCUCCCGGAGUGCCUCCCGUUUACGACGAGGACACGAAAGACGGAGGAGGAGGAUCUUCCUUCUUCGACGAAGAGCAGAAACAAGCCUCCUCCGAGGACGUGUUUGAAGAUGGGGAGAUGGAGGAUGGCGAGCUAGAGGGUGACUUGAGCUCUUACCGAGUCCUAUCUAGCAAGACGUUGGCUGAUGUUGUUGAAGCUUUGAUCGGUGUUUACUACGUGGAAGGAGGUAAAGCUGCUGCGAACCAUUUGAUGAAAUGGAUUGGGAUCCACGUGGAGGAUGAUCCCGAAGAAACCGAAGGGACCGUGAAACCUGUUAGUGUUCCGGAGAGCGUGCUCAAGAGCAUAGACUUUGUUGGUUUAGAGAGAGCUUUGAAGUACGAGUUUACGGAGAAAGGUCUUCUUGUGGAAGCUAUCACGCAUGCUUCGAGACCGUCUUCGGGUGUUUCGUGUUACCAGAGGUUGGAGUUUGUUGGGGACGCGGUGUUGGAUCAUCUUAUUACAAGACACUUGUUUUUCACGUACACGAGCCUUCCUCCUGGUCGGUUAACUGAUCUUCGAGCUGCUGCGGUUAAUAAUGAGAAUUUCGCUCGUGUUGCGGUUAAACAUAAGCUCCACUUGUACCUUCGUCACGGCUCUAGCGCUCUCGAGAAACAGAUUAGAGAGUUUGUGAAGGAAGUCCUAACCGAGUCUUCUAAACCGGGGUUUAACUCGUUCGGUUUGGGAGAUUGUAAAGCGCCAAAGGUUCUUGGAGAUAUAGUUGAAUCCAUUGCAGGUGCUAUUUUUCUUGAUAGUGGAAGAGACACAAGUGCUGCUUGGAAGGUUUUUCAACCUUUGCUACAACCAAUGGUGACACCAGAGACACUUCCGAUGCAUCCGGUGCGAGAGCUGCAAGAGCGUUGCCAGCAACAAGCAGAAGGGUUAGAGUACAAAGCGAGCCGGAGUGGUAACACAGCGACUGUGGAAGUUUUCAUCGACGGUGUUCAAGUGGGAGUGGCGCAGAAUCCUCAGAAGAAAAUGGCUCAGAAGCUAGCGGCAAGGAACGCGCUGGCAGCUUUGAAAGAGAAAGAGAUAGCUGAGUCAAAAGAGAAGGCGGCAAACGGGAAUGCAGGAGACGAGAGUGAGAAUGGGAACAAGAAGAAUGGGAAUCAGACGUUUACGAGACAGACGUUGAAUGAUAUUUGCUUGAGGAAGAAUUGGCCAAUGCCUUCUUACAGAUGUGUGAAGGAAGGAGGACCGGCGCAUGCAAAGAGGUUUACAUUUGGGGUAAGAGUGAAUACAAGCGAUAGAGGAUGGACUGAUGAAUGUAUUGGAGAGCCCAUGCCUAGUGUUAAGAAGGCUAAAGAUUCUGCUGCUUCUCUUCUUCUUGAGCUUCUUAAUAAAACUUAUUCUUGAUUUCUUAGUUAAACUAUUGGUGAAUUUGGUCACUUGUUGUAUGAUGUGUUGUUGUCCAAACUUUUUUUUUGUCAACAUGUGUUGUCUAAACUUAAUCUUUAUUAUGUUGUGUUAAAAGCUUAAACAAAUGGGAUGUGUAGUGCCCUUUAACUAUAUGGGUCAAAUCUUUGUUUCACUUAAAAUUUUAUUACUUGUGUGAUUUUAAGGAAAAAAA
This is a messenger RNA of Brassica rapa (field mustard), 5301 nucleotides long. RefSeq names its product endoribonuclease Dicer homolog 1. Lineage: Eukaryota; Viridiplantae; Streptophyta; Magnoliopsida; Brassicales; Brassicaceae. The record is from RefSeq and is a predicted model, not a curated record. Gene Ontology annotation, biological process: rRNA processing; siRNA processing. Gene Ontology annotation, molecular function: ATP binding; protein binding; DNA binding. Gene Ontology annotation, cellular component: cytoplasm; nucleus.